This is a messenger RNA of Neofelis nebulosa (Clouded leopard), 2100 nucleotides long. RefSeq names its product glycoprotein 2 (gene GP2). The record is from RefSeq and is a predicted model, not a curated record. The transcript is spliced from 11 exons. Bases 98 to 1636 code for a protein of 512 amino acids. Gene Ontology annotation, biological process: neutrophil migration. Gene Ontology annotation, cellular component: apical plasma membrane; cell surface. NCBI's taxonomy places the organism in Eukaryota, Metazoa, Chordata, Mammalia, Carnivora, Felidae.
CUUUCCCAGAGCUGGACAGACGAGGGCCACCCUGUGUUCUUACCCCAAGCUGCAUGGAGAGUCUGCAUGCUGCUGAGUAACCUACACAUCUCAGCUUAUGGAAAUGAUGGUGGGCCCUUAUGUCUUGUGGCUGGCCUUGGCCUCCUGCAUUCUGACUCUGGCAUCUACAGAACAGCAAGGUGACAGAUACUUCACCAACAGUAGUUCCUAUGACCCCUGCCAGAAUUACACCCGCCUGGACGAACCCUCCCGAAGCACAGAGAACACGAGAGAAAGCCGGGUGUGUGACAGGGACAAGCAUGGCUGGUACCGCUUUGUGGGAGAUGGAGGAGUAAGGAUGCCAGAGACCUGUGUCCCAAUGCACCGCUGCCAGACAGAUGCUCCUAUGUGGCUGAAUGGGACCCACCCCACGCUUGGGGAGGGCAUUGUCACCCGCACCGCCUGUGCCCACUGGAGCGGCAACUGCUGUCUCUGGAAGACCCAGGUGCUGGUGAAGGCCUGCCCGGGCGAGUUCCACGUAUACCAGCUGGAGGGCACCCCCAAGUGUAAUGUGAGAUACUGCACAGACCCCUCCACUGCAAAGGCCAAGUGUGAGAAGGCCUGCCGCCCGGAGGAGGAGUGCCGCUUUCUCAACGGCACAUGGGACUGUUUGUGCAGACAGGACCUCAACAGCUCUGAUGUUCACGGUUUGCAGCCUCAGCUGGACUGUGGGGCCAAGGAGAUCAAGGUGUCACUGGACAAGUGUCUGCUGGGAGGCCUAGGUUUUGGGGAUAAGGUCAUUACCUACCUGCGUGACGGGAACUGCAGCAGUACCAUGCAAAGACAGGACAGAAACUGGAUGUCUGUGACCAGCCCUACCCAGGCUAGGGCCUGCGGAAACAUCCUGGAGAGAAAUGGAACCCAUGCCAUCUACAAAAACACCCUCUCCUUGGUCAAUGCUUUCAUCAUCAGAGACACCAUCCUCAACAUCAAUUUCCAGUGUGCCUACCCACUGGACAUGAAAGUCAGCCUCCAAACUGCCCUGAAUCCCAUUGUAAGUUCUCUGAACGUCAGUGUGGACGGGGCAGGAGAGUUCACUGUCAGGAUGGCCCUGUUCCAAGACCCGAACUACACAUCUCCUUACGAAGGGGCUGCAGUUGUGCUGGCUGUUGAAUCUAUGCUCUAUGUGGGUGCCAUCUUGGAGAGAGGGGACACCUCCCGGUUUAACCUGUUGUUGAGGAACUGCUAUGCCACACCCACUGAAGACAAGAAUGACCCUGUAAAAUAUUUCAUUAUCAGAAACAGCUGUCCAAAUCAACGUGAUUCCACCAUCCAUGUGGAGGAGAAUGGGGUGUCCUCAGAAAGUCGGUUCUCAGUUCAGAUGUUCAUGUUUGCUGGAAAUUAUGACCUAGUUUUUCUGCAUUGUGAGAUACAUCUCUGCGAUUCCCUUAAUGAACAGUGCCAGCCGUCUUGCUCAAGAAGUCACCUCCGUAGCAAAGUAGUGGCUAUUAACCCAGCCCAGGUUCUAGAUUUGGGACCCAUCACUCGGAAAGGUGCUCCAUCUCUUGGUGUCACGAAUGGAACCCCCAGCACUGCAGGGUUCCUGGUGGCCUGGCCCAUGCUUCUCCUGCCUGUCCUUCUGGCUGGGCUGUUCUGAGACCUCAGCUGGGCAUGUGGCCUUAAAGCUCGUGUUCCUCCCUCUGGCGAUGGCUUCCGGUUACCUUUUGGCUACGCUGGUUCUCUCUCUGAAUCACAUAGACAGUCUUGGUGUUCACACACUCCAGACAGGCUAGGUUUUGGGAGACAGAAGAGUUUUUCCUUGUUCAACACUCUCUGUGCCUUUAUAUUCCUCUUUUUCUCACAGUGGGGGCUCUGUUGGCCUGACCUGGCCUGACUUCCUCAUUUAUUAGCAGGAUCUCAAGGCCAGACUUGCUACAUGCCUCUGUGGCUCCAGCCUUUACUAGAAAUGUAGCAUGUCUAUAACUCCAGGGAAGAUGGGCUGUGUCACUGGGGGGAAGAGGAGGGGGAUGGGUUUGUAAAGAAGGCACUUCCCCACAGUUCCUUCCCAAGUACCCCUUGUUCUUACUGCUGAUGAAUUGAACAGACUGAUCCUUGCUUUCA